GAGUGUGGUCGCUAAGCCCAGGGAGCCGAAUUCCCUGCUUCGCGGUCCGGCCGCCGCUGCGCCGCCUCCUCGCCCCCUCACGCGGUUCCCCAGCCCGGGAGCGGCGCGUCGGGGCCAGGGGGGCCUGGGGAGCCCCCAGACGGGCGCGCUGGAGGCCCCUAGCUCCGCUGCGGGGCUCCUCUACGUCCCGCCGGGCCGCGGGGCAGGGGCUCCCUCCUGGAGGCGCGGAGCCGGCGACUCCUGGAGCGGCUCCCCGCCCCCCGCCGCGCUUUCUCUCUCGGAGGCGAGGCCGGUCGCGCCCGCUGGUCCUCACCCGGCUUUUGUUUCCCUCCCGGGGUGACAGGUCACGGCUCCCAUCCGCGGCCCCCGACUCGCCCGAGGCCCGGCGCCCGUGACCGCGGCAGCCCGGAGCAGACGGCGGGACCGGCGGAGAGCCGGGAGGCGCGUGAACAGCAGCUGCCGCGGGCGGGAGAGAAACUUCGCUUUCCGGGGCCCGGGCGGCGGGAGAAGUGGAGCCGGGGUGAGCCGUGCACCGGGACGCCGCGGGCGCGAUGGAGCCGCGCUCACCAGGCGGGCCAGCCGAGAGUGAGGAUAACGGAGCGUCCCGUCGCCGCCGUCCUGGCUUUCGGUUUGCGCUCCCCGGGCGGUGGGUGUGGAUGCGCGUUCACCGUCUUCACCUGCCGCCCAGGGACCAGUGACUGGGAACAGCAUCCCCGCUCUCGGCCGCUCGUAGAGGGUGCGGGUGCGGCGGCGUUCUAACAGAACAGCUGCAAGACCAGUACGAGGAACUUCCAGAUUCACCAACUGUUGGUGUAUACAUUUGUUCACAUUUACCCAGCUGAAUACUUAAGAUCCGUGCAUUUUAUGUUUCACGUAAGAAGACAUUGCCUAAUCCAAGGUUUCUUUUUUAAAGGAGAAAACGUAAAUGUAUGAGCAUAUAUAAGAGCGUUGUUCAUCGUCUCCCCAUUCCGCACCCCGGUAUGGAGGAAGCAGAUUAACUGGGGGAAAGUAGCAGGUUGUCUACUUAUAAAAGACAAUGACUACUGAUGAAGCUGCCAAGAACAAUGGAGAAAGCCCCGCAGCAGCUGUUGCUGAACAGGGAGAGGAUAUUACCUCCAAAAAAGAUAGAGGAGUAUUAAAGAUUGUCAAAAGAGUGGGGAAUAGUGAGGAAACCCCGAUGAUUGGAGACAAAGUUUAUGUCCAUUACAAAGGAAAAUUGUCAAAUGGAAAGAAGUUUGAUUCCAGUCAUGAUCGAAACGAACCAUUUGUCUUUAGUCUUGGCAAAGGCCAAGUUAUCAAGGCAUGGGACAUUGGGGUGGCUACCAUGAAGAAAGGAGAGAUCUGUCAUUUACUGUGCAAACCAGAAUAUGCAUAUGGCUCGGCUGGCAGUCUCCCCAAAAUUCCCUCGAAUGCAACUCUCUUUUUUGAGAUUGAGCUUCUUGAUUUCAAAGGAGAGGAUUUAUUUGAAGAUGGAGGUAUUAUCCGAAGAAUCAAACGGAAAGGAGAAGGGUAUUCAAACCCAAAUGAAGGAGCGACAGUAGAAAUCCACCUGGAAGGCCGCUGUGGUGGAAGGAUGUUUGAUUGCAGAGAUGUGGGGUUCAUAGUUGGCGAAGGAGAAGACCACGACAUUCCAAUCGGAAUUGACAAAGCCCUGGAGAAAAUGCAGCGUGAGGAACAAUGUAUUUUGUAUCUUGGACCACGAUAUGGUUUUGGAGAGGCAGGGAAGCCUGCAUUUGGCAUUGAACCUAAUGCUGAGCUUAUAUAUGAAGUUACACUUAAGAGCUUCGAAAAGGCCAAAGAAUCCUGGGAGAUGGAUACCAAAGAAAAAUUGGAGCAGGCUGCCAUUGUCAAAGAGAAGGGAACUGUGUACUUCAAGGGAGGCAAGUACAUGCAGGCGGUGAUUCAGUAUGGGAAGAUAGUGUCCUGGUUAGAGAUGGAAUAUGGCUUAUCAGAAAAGGAAUCGAAAGCUUCUGAAUCAUUUCUGCUCGCUGCCUUCCUGAACCUGGCCAUGUGCUACCUGAAGCUUAGAGAAUACACCAAAGCCGUGGAAUGCUGUGACAAGGCCCUUGGACUGGACAGUGCCAAUGAGAAGGGCUUGUACAGGAGGGGUGAAGCCCAGCUGCUCAUGAAUGAGUUUGAGUCAGCCAAGGGCGACUUUGAGAAAGUGCUGGAAGUAAACCCCCAGAAUAAGGCCGCAAGACUGCAGAUCUCCAUGUGCCAGAAAAAGGCUAAGGAGCACAAUGAGCGGGACCGCAGGAUAUACGCCAACAUGUUCAAGAAGUUUGCAGAGCAGGAUGCAAAGGAAGAGGCCAGUAAAGCAAUGGGCAAGAAGACUUUAGAAGGGGUCACCAAUGAAAAAGAAACGGCAAGUCAGUCGAUGGAAGAGGAGAAAGCCGAAGGCCAUGUAUGACACCACGCCAAGGAGGGAAGAGUCCUAAGGAACUCGGCCCCUCCUCCACGGGCUUUCACCCAACUCAGGACUAAACAGUGUUUAAUGUAAAGUUUGUUAUAGUCUAUGUGAUUCUGGAAGCAAAUGGCAAAACCAGUAGCUUCCCAAAAAACCACCACCCUGCUGCUGCCCGGAGCUCUCAUCGAGGGGGUGGCAUGGGACCACUCCAGGUGGAACAAAGCAGUGACUGUUGGUGUGGAGAGAUUGAGCCAACAGCUUAAGUCCAGCUCAUUUCAGUUUAUGUCAACUUGCAGUAUCCAGUUCAGGGUCUCUUGAGAUCAUCCUAACAAUUGGGGGCUGGCUGUUAGGUUUUCCAUUUGACUGAACUUUAAUAGCACUGCAGAAACCCAGAAAUAAAUGCUUAAUGAGUUUCUUCUUUCCUACAGUUGGGCAGGGGAGAGUUGGGGGAGGUUUUGUUUUUCAAAUGACUGAAGUGCUGUGAAUGCAUGCUGUUGCAUUUUUAACCAACAGAACCCAAAGGAGAGGGGCCGGGUCCCCCCUCAGAUUCCCCAGCAGCAUCACCGACCUGGAAGCCAGAAUCUCAGAGGCCUCUCGCUUGCUGACUUGGCUGCCUCCCAGACCCCCUCCUUAGUAAAGCAGCCUCCUUGUGAGAGCAGGCUUCUGCCCCGCCAGCCUGUCCCCCCAGAGGAGGAACCCUGUCAUUCCUGAAAUACUCAACGCUAAUGAGCAGAGGGAAUUUCUGGAUUAGCUUUCCCUGUUUUGGAUGAAGUUCUGAGAUGCUGAAAUGUGAAUAGAACUAUCAGAAUUGUGCUUUUUCUUCCCUCCUCUAUCCUUUUAGGAAAGAAUGUUGAAUCCAGUACUGCCUGCUCGCAUUGCUACCAUUCAGUUUCUUAUUUCCAUUCUAACCCUUGCUAGCAAGAAUUUCAGGCUUGUUCUUAUAAUAUCUGGAGUGAGUGAGUUUAUUUACAUAUCUGUCUAGGAUCCAUGCAGCCUUUUCGUUGUCUUUUUAAAAUUGCUGUCUCAUAAACACAUGUAUACUGAUUUAUGGAAGUUUAUUUACUCUCCUCUAUCAUGUUAAAAAAAUUUUUUUGACUUUUUACUGCUAAGUAGCUUAAUUUUUAAAAACAAAAUCUGUGGGGUUGAAAAAAGUCAUCGCUCUUCUACGUUAAGCAUUUUCCUUUCAGGUUUGACAUACAGUAGCUUUCUUUUCCUGCACUGAUAGCUGCUUUGUUCUGGUGUGAGUUGUGAAAAAGAGUUGAAAACAAACAGCUUCCCAUGCAGGUACAUCUAGCCUAAAAUCUCCAGUACUUGGGCAUUGAAUUAGGGCAAGUCUUAAGGGGGAAUAUGUACAUGUAGUUGAAUUUUAGUCCUUACGGGUAAGCGAGAUUAAGCAUGGCUUUCUGGUCCCACAGCCUAAGAAAUAAGAAACACUCAUGGGAAUGCAUUUGGCAACCCAAGAAAACAUUCGCUUCAACCUGGAACAUCUCACUUUUUUAAAUCCUAAAGAACACUGGCAAUUGUAUUUUAGAUUAAUUUUUAUUUUUAUAGUGGUUUUAACAAAACACUUAUUGUUAGGUUAGGUCCCAUGUUAAAACCUAAAAAUAAAGUCAUUUCCUUUUAUAUCAGUUUUUGUCUCCAUGGAACAAAUGGAAUUGUUUCUCCCUUAACGAUAACUAAAAUCCUUUUAAUUUCUCAUUUACACAUUAGUCUUUUUUUCAUGAGUUAUUUCUUUUUUUAAAGAAAUCUCACCUAGGGAAUAUAAAAGCAAAAGUUGAUUUUUGCUUAUCCACUUAACUAUUUAGUAUUUGUAGCUCUGUUGACUGGAGCAUGACUCCAGUGAGGCUAAGGUUAAAAUUAGAUCCUAAAAAGUCCAGUUAGAUUUUUGCAGGUAACAAGCAAAAAACUGUUCCAAAAAUUAGAUUAUUAUCUUAGCCCACUGUCUCGUCUGUUAUGAGUCAUGUGAACAGGCGAGGAGAGAGAGGGGAAGGCUGGGCAAGCGGUUUGGAGCAAAUGAUUAUGAGGUGCCCAUCACCACUCAAGAGAAAGAAACUUCACAUAUUCUUGUAUCAAAUUCAAUAAUUUUAAACAAUUUGUCUAGAAGUCAGCAGAUGUCUUUGAACCAUCUCUUAGACUGCAUUUGGAGUGGUGAGGCAGCAUCCGGUGAAUUAAAAACAAAUUGGUUUUUUAAAAAAAGUAUUCAGAUGCACUUUUAUGGUGUUCCUUAAAUAAAUUAAGAAAAACAGA
Delphinapterus leucas (beluga whale) is the source of this 4654-nucleotide messenger RNA. The record is from RefSeq and is a predicted model, not a curated record. Lineage: Eukaryota; Metazoa; Chordata; Mammalia; Artiodactyla; Monodontidae.